CGUGAACCACAUUAAGAGCAACAGAUCAGUUCUAAAUCUACGUUUAUGUUGAACACUAGAGUUCAUGUCGGUAUUAUAAGUGGGCUGGUGAAUUACUGUUUCAAUUUUACUAAACGUUUCGAUUUCAAAUCGCAAAAGCAUUUUGAAACUGCAUAGGGAUUUGUAUAACAAUACUCUUCUGCCUUUAUCAAUUCUACUGCCCGCAUUAUACAUCCUUACACCUAUCAAGCGUAUUUACAGGUCUAUCUUACGUUUUGAAAAUUCACAAUGUCCAUAAAUAUUCAAGAUAUGAAAUUCUUCGAGGGCAAUGGUUCUACACUCAACCCGGACCCUCUUGAAUCGAACUUCUCUAUUUGUGCCAAACCAUCUUCGGAUAUUUGGGACAGUGCACCGGAUACCCAUCGAUUCAAUGCACCUAUCUUGUAUCGAACCAUGCCACUUGAUGCCUUCCAAAGAGCUCAAGUAACAUUUUCUUCCGAAUUUUCUUCCGAAUUCGAACAAUGUGGUUUACUGCUCGUCAUUCGUCGCCAGGAUGGCAGCCACAGCUGGGUCAAGAGCGGAGUGGAGUUCACGCAUGGCUCAACUUAUGUGGGCACCGUGGGCAAGGAUCGAUGGCCAGACUGGAGCAUCGGGCCUCUUUCCACUCCUGGGGCUAAAGUGACAAUAGAGUUACUGAGAGAUCCACUUGGACUGGCGGUGUAUCUUGUGAAAGAGGACGAGGAGAAAGCACUGUUGCGAGAAUUGACAUGGGUUUUCGAUGCACACGGGAACGAAGAAUGUUGGGUUGGAGCAUACGCAGCGAAACCUGGCGCGGCUGGGCCAGAUUUGGUGGCCCACUUCCAGGGACUCAUAAUUGAGCAAAGAAAUUGAUUGCUCAAUGGGCUAUUAUAUCAUAGGUACGGAGUCAGAUUAGUUUAGUUCAAAGCCUUUAAUGAUCAUUAUUUUCUUGUUUCU
Messenger RNA from Talaromyces proteolyticus, 954 nucleotides. RefSeq lists its product as uncharacterized. NCBI's taxonomy places the organism in Eukaryota, Fungi, Ascomycota, Eurotiomycetes, Eurotiales, Trichocomaceae. The record is from RefSeq and is a predicted model, not a curated record. The transcript has a single exon. Bases 268 to 870 code for a protein of 200 amino acids.